AUGACAGCUGACAUCCUGAAGGCUGGCAAAGAUGUUCUUGUGAAGCGACGUGUGUCUGAUUGUGGUGCCCAUUUAUGUGUUGGUGGAGUGAAAGCUGUGCAAGACAUACGGCUCCCCAAGACUGGCAAACAGAAGUCUGUGCUGCUGGUGUCCAGCCAAGAAACAAAUUCCGUAAAUCAUGAAACUGCAACUACUGAAAGCCAAAACGAGUUUUCCUCUGACGAGCAACCAGUAAAUGUGCCCAAAGUAACACGUAAACGUAAACGUAUCAAAAAGCCAGAGGAGCGUAUACGCGCCCCAAAAUUUACUCCUGCCGAGAAUGAUGUUCUGAUUCAAGGUGUGGUGAAGAAUUAUUCAAAGUUAUUUGGUCGCCUUAACGGCCUAAGUGUGCCCUACGACUCUAAGGAAUCUAUAUGGCGAGAGAUUGCCAUGAAUGUUAGCGCAGAGGGAGUCUGUGUGAGAACAGCCCAUGUUUGUAAAAAACGUUACCAUGAUUGCAAGAGUAAUGUUAAACGAAAAAUGGCCCUGGAGAAAAAAUAUGUAUCUGGCACUGGCGGUGGAUCUCCAAUACAAGUUGAUUUUCAUUCUUGGGAAGUUCCUUUACAGGAAAUAGUUUGCCCUGCUGGAAUAUUUGGAAUUGAAGGAGGCAUCGAUACUGGCAACGUUAAGAAUGUUCAAGGUAAUUGUGUUUUGAUUAAGCGACCUGUCUUGUAG
This is a messenger RNA of Pseudophryne corroboree (corroboree frog), 714 nucleotides long. RefSeq lists its product as uncharacterized. The record is from RefSeq and is a predicted model, not a curated record. The transcript is spliced from 3 exons. Gene Ontology annotation, cellular component: nucleus. NCBI's taxonomy places the organism in Eukaryota, Metazoa, Chordata, Amphibia, Anura, Myobatrachidae. The coding region runs from base 1 to 714 and encodes 237 amino acids.